Molecule: messenger RNA, 6353 nt
Organism: Cydia pomonella (codling moth)
Lineage: Eukaryota; Metazoa; Arthropoda; Insecta; Lepidoptera; Tortricidae
Product: beta-1,3-galactosyltransferase 5-like
Exons: 2
Coding region: 157-1173 (338 amino acids)
Cellular component (GO): membrane
Molecular function (GO): hexosyltransferase activity
Source: RefSeq, a predicted model, not a curated record
UGGUGUCAUUUGCCUAAUAAAAGCAAUAAAAUUAAUAAAAGUAAUAAAUUUGUUAGUUCUUAGCUUUUAACUGUAAAUUAGUCAAAAUGUUACAACCGUGAUUGAGUGUGGCGUGUUUUGUUUUAAUCUCUUGUUAACAUCGAGGGCUUAAAUACUAUGUUCGAAAGGCAAAACGGUGAAAAAUGCGAAAUGAUGUUCCUACACAAACUUGCGAUUCUCGUCGUCAGCGCUCUGCUGAUAUACGACUUCUAUAACAACUCCACGCCUGUAGAAAUACGCAUUCAGAACCCGCAAUUUGCUUUACUAGGCCCGUAUAAUACUACAGAACCAAUCCCGAUCGUAGAUGUUUACGAUCAACUUAUUGAUUUGAAAAACUUCACUUUCAAAGUUAAUCCCCAACCUUGUCAGAACUACGCCGCUGGGUUGCUACUGGUUAUAAUAAUAUCUUCAAAUCCGAGUAAUUAUGACAACAGGAUGGUUAUUCGAAAUACUUGGGGGCGUUCUGUAGAUUCAACCAAAGUUGUUUUUUUGAUGGGCGAAUCAGAAAAUGCGACUUUGUCUCAAAAGAUUCAGAAUGAAUCGGCCAUAUUUGGUGAUAUUGUGCAAGGUAGCUUUACGGAUGCUUACCGUAACAUGACUUACAAGCAUGUGAUGGGUUUGAAAUGGGUGUCGCAUCAUUGUCCAAUGGCGAAGUAUAUAUUAAAGACGGAUGAUGAUGUUGUGGUGAACUCUCAUGCGUUGAGGCAGUUUCUGGCUCGGGAGCUGUCACCGUGGGGAGCAAAGGGACUGAUUACUUGUCAGGUGUUGGAGCAUGCUUUGGUGCAAAGGUCACAUCGGUCUAAGUGGAGAGUGUCACCAGCCGAGUAUAAGCCACACUACUAUCCAACAUACUGUGCAGGAUGGGCCAUCCUCUACUCCCAAGAUGUGGUGCCUCGACUGUUAAAGACAGCCCAAUCUACCCCUUACUUCUGGAUAGACGAUGUCCACGUCACCGGCGUGGUGGCCCAGCAGAUAGGUGUGGCCCGUACACCGCUGGCCAGCCUGGUGCUGUCUAGGAACCGGGCCACGAUGCUGACAUCACUCGGAGCUGAUUAUGCUGGGAAGUUCUUGUUCGGGCCACCGGAUAUUAGUGUUAGUAAGAUCUCACAGAUCUGGAAGGCUAUUCCGGAAUAAGUUCAAGGGUUCAGCCACCAUUUCAACGGCCAUAUAGUACAGUCAGUUAUAGAAGUUAAGAGGAAAUGUUAGUGUUCAUUAUUCCAUACAAACAUUCUCGACAUUUUCCUCUCUGGAUUUUGGCCCUAGAUGAUUUUUUUUAUAUGAGAUCAAUAUUACCAUUACCUGUGUCUAUAUGUUUUGGUUUUUAUUUUUAAUAUAGUCGGCAAACGAGCAGACGAGCCGUAAAAUAUGUUUUCGAGCCAAGUUUUUUAUAAGAACUAGGUUAUUUCAAACAGCGCUAAAAACGGCCAAACAAAAGCGCCGUAAACAGACGCUUAGCAUACAAAAUCGGCAACAAUAAACGCAAAUAUCAAAACAAUCUGGGGGCCUACCGCGAAAAUCGAAGUUCGUCAAUUGCGGUCAUUUUUCUCUGUCACUCUAAUGACGUCUUAGAGAGAGUAAAAGAGAAAAAUCCCCGCAAUUGGCGAAUUUCGGUUUUCGCGGUAGGCCUCCAGACACAGAUAAUUUAUUUCUCAUUCCUUUAUGAUUGGUUAAGUUUUGGAGGAAAAUAUCGAGAACGAAACCUCGAUUUCUGAGAUUUUUACGCAGGAUUUUUCGCCUUAGCUGCAGUUGUCUUUAUCACACUAAUUCUAGGAAUCGCCCCCGACAGCGCGACGGAGAUAUUUAACUAAAGUUCUCAAUGUUGAGAAAGGGCUCAGCUGGUAUUACCUCUAAAAGGCGUUAUUCAUAAACAACUGUCAAGCCCUUGAUAAUCAUUCGUCUUUAUCUGUGUUAUCAACAUUUGUGUUUGUUAGAAAGGGACAAAAAUGCUUAAUUUUGUAAUAACGAGGUAUGUGGGCAAGAUGUACAAAAUGACCUGUAUCUGUACAGUACUCUUUAGGGUUCCAUACCCAAAGGGUAAAACGGGACCCUAUUACUAAGACUCCGCUGUCCGUCCGUCUGUCUGUCACCAGGCUGUAUCUCAUGAACCGUGAUAGCUAGACAGUUGAAAUUUUCACAGAUGAUGUGUUUCUGUUGCCGCUAUAACAACAAAUAUUAAAAAGUACGGAACCCUCGGUGGGCGAGUCCGACUCGCAGUUGUCCGAUUUUUUUUUCUUCAAUAAAGCUUUACUCAGUUCAUUUUGAACAGCUUGCCGGCUUAGUAACUUGUGCAGCUGACUGUGGUUUCUUGUGUAGAAUGUAUAACUAUAGCAAGAAGAAGAAAAUCAUAACUCUGGCAAACCAGUUUACUCAGUAGAAAAAGUUUAAAAUGUAGGCGCGAAGAGUCAAUCUUCAAUACAAAAUUUUGAAUUUUACACCUUUUUCUACUGACAAAUAUUGGUUUGCCAGACUAUAAAUUCACUAAAAAUGGCUGCAUCAAAUGCUGGUCCUUAAAAUAAAAUAAUAAUAAGUACAUAACAUCAGAAUAAUUGCUUGAAUGUUGCGUUUAAUAGUAAGUAGGGGAAAUUGUCAAUUACUGGCCACUCUUUAAUAACUGACCACUUUAUACUAAAAAUGAAUUGUAUUCACCUAUUAAAAUUAUCAUUUUUAGUAUAACACAAUUAUUAUUUUUUAUGGACACAUUAAAGUAAUUUUCAUUAGGAUUAAUUGUUUGUUGCUUGUUGCUUGGUGCAGUUGCGUAUGCUAAAAGGAACGUUGGAAGACCGAUGCUGCGCUUUAAAGACUGUGUUAAGCGAGACAUGUCAGCAUUUGAAAUCGACCACCAUGCCUGGGAAACUUUAGCUGAGGACCGUGAUGGAUGGCGCAAGCGUGUUGUGGAGGGGAGAAAGCUAUGCGACCAAGCCUGGCUUACUACGUUAGAUAGCAGAAGGUGUCGCAGAAAGCAAAUCGGGACUGGAACCUCAGGUGGCAUGAGCUUUCUCUGCCAAAAAUGUGGGAGGUCGUGCCGCUCACGCAUCGGCCUCCACAGUCACCAAACCCGUUGUCUAAACAGCAAUGCUUAAAUCGUGUGCAAUAGACGCAAAGGCCUGUGAUGAAUUGUUUUAUAUAAUACAAAACAGUAACGUUAAAACAUUUCUAAUUAUUGAAAAAACGAUAAAAAUAAACGAACAGUCACUUCUUCACACACACACUUUUUUUCACAUUUUAGCUACUCAAAACAGUGAAAUUUAUUGUCUUUUCGGAACAGUAAAAUUUACUGUUUUGUUCUAUAAGCUCAUAUGGAAUUGUUUGUUUAAAGCAUUAAACGUUAAUGCAAUUUCAAUUGUUUUGAAUGUUUUUUUUUUCUCAGUGAAGGUGUCUAAUAAUUGGCCACCUUUCAAUAACACGACAUAUUAUACUAAAAAGAAUUCUGUUUAUAGGCAAAUAGAAUUCAUUUUCAGUAUAAGGUGGUCAGUUACUGAAGUGGCCGGUAAUUGACGAUUUACCCUAAUUUUACUAUUUUAAAUGUCUUUUUGUAAUCAUUCCAAGUUAAGAAUAUAAACUCAUUUUUACGACUGGUUAAAACUUUCUUAACGUAGAUAGGUACAUAGAGUACAUAGUGUUUUUUUACAAGCUUUUAUUUACUUUCACCUGACCAUUGUCUGUUUGUAAUCAAAUCUUGCAAGUUAAAUUUGAUCCACUUCCCGGUUUCGGGUGUCAAUGCAAUAUUAUGGUACCAUCGAGCUGAUCAGAUGAUGGAGACAAGAGGUGGACAUAGGAACUCUGUGAUAAAACAACGCAACCUAAUUGUGUUUGGGGUUUUUAGAAUAAAAGCUUGUACCAAAAAUAUUUUUUUUGCCAAAAACUUAUUGCUGCAUUUAUUUGAGUGAUGAGCACAGAUAUUUGUUGCUGAGCCAUGGGUGUUGUCUAUGUAGAUAUUUAAUUUGUAUAUGAAUCAUUUAUGUUAUUGUCUGACCCACAACACAAGCCUUAUUUAGCUUACUGUGGGGCUUAGUCAAUUUGUGUAAGGAUGUCCUAUAUCUAUUCAUAUGUCGUAAUAUUAUUAAUUAAGAAUCAUUAUAUUCACUUAAAUUAAGGGCAAUAUUGAUCUUUGCAUAGCGAUCCUACAGAAAGGUGUAUUCCCAUUUGGCCGCGCCGCACAUGAUGGGAACGAAUCAUUCACAUCAGGGAUGUCACGAAUGUCCCAUUUUCACAUUGGCGAAUACGAAUGCGAAUCCAAAAGUCCAGGAUGCGAAUACGAAUACGAAUGUUAGGGAAUAUUUAGUGUAUCAUUCGGAUUUAUUAUAACACAGAAAACAUACAUGGCAUGAACAAAAAACUUAAAUUUCCUUAAAUACAGAUGCUUCUAUAUACGUAUCUCACGAACAACAUAACCUAUACCGGAUCAUUCCUACUUAGAAAAAAAUACAUAAAAUAUAUGUAACCUUAGAAUGGGAUGUUAUAAUGCGUUGAGAAAUGCUGCCUACUAGUCAAAAUGCAUUACUUGAAAACAGUUUGGACCCACUGUCCAUACGCGAGUUGACGAGACAGGACACAACUUGCGCACAUUCGCAUUCGCAAAAUAUUCGCUUCAUUUGAUGCGAAUGCGAAUGUUUAAAAUGAUGCGAAUAUUCGUGACAUCCCUAUUAUUAUUAUGUCUUUCCCAUCACGGAACAAUGGUGUUCCGGACCUUUGGGAGGCGUGCGCGGAGCCGAAGCCAACACGUAGAGGCCCUUUUGACACUUUAAUGAAAUGUAAGGGGUACACCUAGCGGAUGUUGCCCUUGCCCGUGUCAUGGGACGCACGCAGAGGCAGCACCCGCCAGGGUGUAAGGACUAUUUGGGAGUUGAUGGAAUCUAAAAUGAACUGGGCUAUUGGGUGAAAGCGAUGGACUAAAUACUGGGCUAUGGGAUAAAAAACCGGACGCCUGCCUAAUAAAACGGUAUUCAAUUUUAUUUCCGGCAGACGGUGACUCGCCCCCACAAGGUGGGCCCCCACAAAAAGCGACAUCUAGGAUGGCUCAAGGGCAACACCGGUGUGAGCGGCUCAGGGGUGUCGAGAGGUGUACGCCGCUUUCUACCCAGUGGCUGCGAGCAGCCACUGUGCCAACUCGCGUCUUAUGCAAUUUUUCACUUCCACCCCUGGAGCUUAUAGCUCUAACGACUCCACUCUGGCCGGCCGGCUAAUUAUUAUUAUUAUUAUUAUUUUAUUCCUAAUUCACAACUAUGCCCAUCGGAGACAAAUGUGGGAAUACACUUAUUCUAUUGCACCUGGCGGCCUACCGCGAAAACCGAAACUCGCAAAUUGCGGGGAUCUUUCUCUUUUACUCUUACUAAGACGUAAUUAGAGUGACAGAGAAAAAUGGCCGCAAUUGACGAACUUCGAUUUUCGCGGUUAUAGCCCAGUACCCCUAGUGUAACUAAAUUCGAUUUUGAAACGUGACGUACGCGUUUGCGUUUAGUCUCAUUUUGUAUUGGAUUUAGAAAGAGCGCGCCAAGCGGGACGUUUUGGAAACUCAAAAUCCUAUACAAAAUGAGACUUAACGCAAACGCGUUCGUCACGUUAUGAUGUCGAUAAAAUUUACACUAGGGGUACUGGGCCUAAAUUUGAUUCGAGAAAUUGAAUGGCUGUCAUAUUACUACCAUAUCGUACAGUCAGCUGCAAAAAUAUGUAUCAGGAGAAUCGUCUCAUAAAUAUGGUACCAGGCUCUUAUUACACUGGAAUAAGAUGCUAUGGGACAUAUUUUUGAGUAAGACGUGUAAGUACACCUAUAUUUUUACACUUGACUGUACAUGGCCGAAAUUUCAUAAAAAGUCGCUUUUUCUGCAAUCUUAAAAAAAAAUUGGAGAUACGAAAAAAAAAAAAAGAAAAGAAAAGGUUGAAAAGGUUGUCUGGAAGAGAUCGCUUUUUAGCGAUAAGACCGCCUGUUGUUUACCUCUUCUUUAUGUGUUGUAUUAUUUGUACUGUUUCUGUAUUGAGGUGUGCAAUAAAGUGUAUUUGUAUUGUAUUGUAUUGUAUCACCUCGAACUCUGAGCUGAGCCACCUAAGCUUACCUGAUUGCGGCGAAUAUUAUUAUUCGUAUAAUAAUUCUUCAUUGUUGUACACGCUGUAGAGAAACUCCGAUUGUACAUAUUUAUCCUUUAUUUAAAAAAAUCAUUAGCAACGACUUUUUCACCACAGCAGCUCGAACAAGCCUACUUUCGUCACUCCGGAGAGUGACAAAAGUGCGACUUUCCUCACUCCAGGGAGUGAGACAUGCUUUCGUCAUAAUGAUGAUGCCUUUCAUUCAUGAAUGUAAAUAAAUGUGGUUAACUUUA